Molecule: messenger RNA, 819 nt
Organism: Mycena indigotica
Lineage: Eukaryota; Fungi; Basidiomycota; Agaricomycetes; Agaricales; Mycenaceae
Exons: 7
Coding region: 1-819 (272 amino acids)
Source: RefSeq, a predicted model, not a curated record
AUGAAGACCUUCUCUGCACUUGUCGCCAUCGUCGCCCUCGUCGCGGAGAGCUCUGCUCAUUACAUUUUCCCGGACAUCAUUCUGGGCGGUGUCCAGAGCAGCGACUGGCAAUAUACCCGCCAAACAAAUAACUGGCAAGACCUCAACCCCGCCCAGGACGUCACGAGCACCGACAUCCGGUGUUACACCUCCAAGCAAUCGGGAACUGCUCCCAAUGUCGCGAACGUGGCCGCCGGCUCUACCGUCACCUUCACCGUGGUCGGAAACCCUUCGAGCACCUAUCACGAUGGCGUCUUGAACGUCUACAUGGCCAAAGCCCCCUCCGGGACCGAUGUGUCGAAAUGGGACGGAAGCGGGACAGUGUGGUUCAAGAUUAAAGAGAUUCCCGCGGUCGCAAACGGCGUCACGAUUACAUUCCCUGCAACGAACUUGACCACGGUUCCCGUCACAAUCCCUACUCAGGUUCCCUCUGGCCAGUACCUCCUCCGAGUAGAACACAUCGCCCUCCAUGCCGCGUCGUCCUACGGCGGUGCCCAAUUCUACAUCUCCUGUGCCCAAAUCAAUGUGACGGGUGGAGGAAGUGGUACUCCCGGACCCUUAGUCGCCUUCCCCGGCGCCUACACAGGAAACGAGCCUGGCAUCUUGAUCAACAUCUACUACCCUAUCCCCACCAACUACGUCCAACCCGGACCAGCCGUUUGGCCCGCCGGAGGCUCCGUAAGCUUCUGUACUUGUCUUCUGUUUGCCCUUUUCGUCUUCGACAGUGAAACCCUCCUCGACGUCCAGCGCCAAGCCGAGCAGCGUCUCGAGCAGUGCUAG